AUGGCUGUUCAAGCAUCAUCCACUGCUGUCGACUUGCAUGGCCAUGCUGUCCAGGAAGGAGAGCCCCAAUCCCGAGGCGAGAAGCCUGCGGUCCCCGAACCAGGCUCUGAUGAUGAUUUCAUGCACGCAUCUCGUCUAGCUGAUGCCGAAGUCCCCGACGGAGGCUACGGCUGGGUUGUCAUCUCGGCCUGUGCAGUUUUGACUUGGUGGUUUAUCGGAACAGCCUACUGCUGGGGAAUUUUCCAAGCCGCUUUGGUCAAAGAAGGACUCUCGUCGUCGUCUACUCUUGCUUUUGUGGGCUCCCUAGCUGCGGCUUGCAUCUCUAUUUUCGGGAUCAUGAAUGCCAGGGUUAUUCGAAGACUGGGGACCCAGACCUCAGCCCUUUUGGGUAUUUUCUUGGUUGGCUUGGGGGAGGUACUGAGCGGCUUCACUACCAAGAACAUCGGUGGCCUUUUUGUCACGGCAGGUCUUAAUCUAGGAGUCGGAACUAGCCUCUGUUUCAUGGUCGUCUCCAUUAUUCCUGCGCAAUACUUCAAGAACAAACGAGGGAUAGCCGGUGGAAUUGUCUAUGCAGCUGGCGGGCUUGGAGGUGCUGCUAUCAGCUUUAUUCUGGAUGCUCUUAUUGGAAGUGUCGGAAUUGAAUGGACGUUCAGAAUUCUCGGAUUUAUGACAUGGGGCACAGGUCUGCCAGCAGCAUUUUUGAUCAAGCAAAGGAUAGCAAUUCCUCCCACUGCAUUCAUUGACUUGAACUUACUUCGCAAUGCUCGCUUCCUCCUCCUCUUCGCUACCGGAGCUAUCGCCACAUUUCCUCUCCUAGUCCCGCCGUUUUUCUUACCUCUGUACGCCGACUCGAUCGGACUAUCCACAAAUGCUGGGGCGGGAAUGGUCGCCGCAUUCAACUUUGCUUCGGCAGUUGGGAGAUUACUCUGUGGAGCUUGUUGUGAUCUCCUAGGGCCGGUCAAUACGCUCUUCGUAUCCAUCUUGCUCAGUGGCGUGAGCAUGAUCGUCAUUUGGCCAUUCUCUACAUCGAUCGGUCCCUUGGUUGUUUUCGUGAUCAUCAAUGGGAUGGCAAAUGGUGGUUUCUUCUCAACAAUGCCCACUGUGGUCGGAACAGUGUUUGGCUCCGCUAGAGUGUCUGUUGCGAUGGGAAUGACUGUAACCGGGUGGGUUGGGGGGUAUCUGCUUGUAAGUUUUUUUUUGUUCCUGGUUAUUUGCGGUCUCGGGAUUUCGGAUUGA
This is a messenger RNA of Penicillium olsonii, 1236 nucleotides long. Lineage: Eukaryota; Fungi; Ascomycota; Eurotiomycetes; Eurotiales; Aspergillaceae. The record is from the annotation of a GenBank genome assembly.